This is a messenger RNA of Aspergillus sclerotioniger CBS 115572, 1135 nucleotides long. RefSeq names its product ribonuclease III. Gene Ontology annotation, molecular function: double-stranded RNA binding; ribonuclease III activity. The record is from RefSeq and is a predicted model, not a curated record. Lineage: Eukaryota; Fungi; Ascomycota; Eurotiomycetes; Eurotiales; Aspergillaceae. The coding region runs from base 10 to 1074 and encodes 354 amino acids. Gene Ontology annotation, biological process: rRNA processing; regulation of gene expression; primary miRNA processing. The transcript is spliced from 2 exons. Gene Ontology annotation, cellular component: nucleus.
CGUCAGAUCAUGGGUUCGAAAAGGAAAUCCGUAUUUUCGUUGCCUCCUGGGGAUGGACAGAAGAAGACAAAGUAUGAUAAUUUCCAUGUCACGAAGUUGUCACCCUCCGCGGAAAACCAGCAAGGCAAUAAUAAUGAUUUCGCUCUUCUGAGGACUCUACUUCAGGAUAUCAUCAAGAAUAAUGUCUCCUUGAAGAGCCGCGCCGUUGCGACAAAUGCCGAUGUUUUGACCGCAGCUACCGAGCUUGAUGCAGCGUUGCACCGUGCAGAAGGUUCCAUAUCUCCUACUGCGAGUCGCCUCAAGGAUGCUACACCACCGCUCCAAGCUUCCAAUGGCAGGGUGGAUCCCUUCUUACCUCAAAUACCACCUAUCUUGGACAGUAUACUUGAAAGCGCAGUUUUUACUCACCCAGGUGUGAGCAACAAUAAUGCAGCUACUUAUGACCGACUUGAGGUGCUUGGAGAUGCAUAUAUAGAACUUAUCUCUACGAAGCUCAUCUGGAACAAGUUCCAGGACAUCCCCUCUGGUCGAAUAUCUCAGAUUCGAGAAUUACUUGUAAAGAACGAGACUUUGUCUGAUUAUGCAACUAGGUACGGACUCGACCGCAAGGCUUCCGUACCGCCGGACUAUCUAAAGCAACCCCGGAGAUGGGUUAAGACAAAGGCAGACAUAUUUGAGGCUUAUGUAGCUGCUGUUGUUUUGUCCGAUCCAACCAAUGGGUAUCAUGUGGCCGAGGAAUGGUUAACACAAUUGUGGUUGCCAAAGAUCGAGCAACUUGGGCAACCAAAGUCCUCAUUGCACGCCAAAGAAUCUCUCGCGAAAAAGAUCAUGGGGAAGGGCAUCAAACUCAACUAUGUUGACGAACGCUCCCCUGCUCAGCGGGGAAGGGGCGUUCAAACAUAUUUCAUCGGAGUAUACCUCACCGGCUGGGGUUGGAAUCAUAAGCACCUUGGUUCCGGCCAAGGAUCCAACAAAGCAAUCGCAGGAGAUGAGGCUGCUCAGAAUGCAUUGCUAAAUGAAAGCCUAAUCGAUGAGAUUAUUGAAGCCAAGAAAUCACAUAUAUCAAAAGCAUAAAAAACUUCUUCGUAGGGCCAUGUUAUUGAGGCCCGCAUCUAAUGAAUACCUGAAACCACUC